AUGAGAUGGUAUGACGAGCGUGGAAGCUCACCAUGUAGGAGCAUUACUGCAUUUUCCCAAAUUCCUCUAUCUCCUCCUCCUCCUCCUCCUCCUCCUCCUCCUCCUACUCUCCAGAACCAGCUACUCCUCAAAAACAAACAAAAAAGCAACAAGAAAAUGAGCAGCAACACAACAGAAGCCUCAUAUUUCCUCAUACCGGCAACAAGUGGUCUCUGCAUUCAACCACAAGACGGCAGUAUCCAAACCUCAAACCUCAACGGAGAGCAAAAACAACAAUGGUUCAUCGAGCAUCAAACCAAUUCCGACGGAAAAAUCGCCUUCAAAAACGCGUCAAGCGGUGAAUACUUGCGCGCUACCAAAGGCAGAGUCACUGUCGGCGAAAAACAUUUCUGGAGUAUACAUCUUUCGACAAAUACACCCAAUGCGUUCCGAAUUAAAUUCGAUACCAGGCAAUUUUUAUGUAAUAUGUAUGGCAAAUUUACCGUCGAUAAUUUAAUUCAUCUCGUUUUGGACUCGCCGCAUGAUUUGCAACCUACUCUUUGGUAUAUUUGCGAGUUUCAUUCCUGGAGGAAUGCGGAGAAUUGGCCAGUUACAAGACCCAAAUCUCCCUCUUCCUCUUCCUCCUCUUUCUCUUCAGAACGAGAUGCUACUGCCAAGAAAGAUCUCGCCCAACGAGAAAAAAAUCUCAAGCAAAAAGAAAAAACCAUCGCACAAAAAGAAAAAAAUCUCGCUCAAAAAGAAAACCUUCUCCAGCAAAAACUCCUCCAAGCAGAACUUCGAGAAAGAGAAGCGUUGGAAUUUGAACAAGAAGCGAAAAUUAAAUUGGAAGAGGUUGAUGAGAAGGAACAAGAACUUGAAGCGGAGAAAUUGGCUUUGAAGAAAAACAAAAAUAAGGCGAGGUUCAGUACCAGCGACAGCAACAGUAUACCGACUCACCAUGAUGCUGAGAAUGCCGAUGAUAACGACGAAAAUCCCACCACCAACAACGAAAAUAACGAAAACGAUAACCAAUGGCUCCUCCGCUUCUCCAAUCUUCAACAACGCUUAGAAAUUGCAUAUCGAGAAAUUGAAAAUUUGCGUCGGCCUGUUUCUUCUGCAGGAACAAAAACAACAACCACCAUCGCCACCAUCGCCAACGGGGACAACGACAACGAUAACGACACCGACGACAACGACGAUACCGACGAUAACGAAAAUUCAUCUUCGUCAAUAAUAACCUCCUUACAACACGAAUUAAAACUCACAAAAGAAAAUGCACAAAAACUGAAAGAGGAGAAUCUACUCUUACGUAAAACAAUGAAUCAAUCGAAAAAUCUUGAUGAGCGAAAUGUGUCGUCUCUGAGAAGAAGAGGUAUAAGGGAUAAUCUUGAUAAUCUUGAUGUUGAUGAGGAAGCUUCAUCAGUAGGAAAUCGUUGGGCACCGUUGAAUUUUCGGGUAGAGAGGAGGAUGAGCACGGCGACGGGGAGAAGAGAAGGGGAGGAGGAGGAGGAGGGGAUAAUAGGGAUGAUUGAGAUACAGAAGGAAUUUACAUUUUUGGAGAGAUUGAGAUGA
Messenger RNA from Sphaerulina musiva SO2202, 1551 nucleotides. RefSeq lists its product as uncharacterized. The transcript is spliced from 3 exons. NCBI's taxonomy places the organism in Eukaryota, Fungi, Ascomycota, Dothideomycetes, Mycosphaerellales, Mycosphaerellaceae. The coding region runs from base 1 to 1551 and encodes 516 amino acids. The record is from RefSeq and is a predicted model, not a curated record.